ACGCACAUUAUUGUUCUUUUUUUUUAACUUUAAUAUUCAAUUUAUUAAUAUAAAUUUAAAAAAUCAAAAAAUAAUUUCGACUAUGCGCGUGUAUAUAAGGAACGAAUUUAGAAAUUAAUUAGAAAAUGUAUAGAAACUAAACUAUUAUUAUUAGAGAAUAUGAUGAGUAAUCUUAGUUAAUUGUUAGAUAAUAGUAGCGAGUGUUUCGUACUCUUUUAUUAGAUAUUUUCAUUAAGCAAAUCGGAAGUACUCUUUACUUUAUUACCUCUAUUAAAAAAUCUUAUAAGGAAAUAUUUUCAAUUUAAAAAUCGAUGUUUGCUAAAGUAUCAAAUUACUGAGAUAAGCUUAUGAGAUUGCUUAGAGUGACAAAAUAUGGCCAAUAGGUGGAAAAAAUUAAAUAUAUGUGUCAUUCGAUAGUCUCUACAAAAUGGCAUGUACAAAAAAUAGUUUGGAAACAAAUUUUUUUCUUUUAGAAACCUGUUUUUGAUAAACUGAAAUGUCAGAGAUUCAUGGAUAGUUUCGAUAGUCGUAUUACGAAUGAGAUAUAUUAAUGCAGUUGUAUUAUUUCUAGAUAAAAAUCGACUUUUAAAUUGGGAAUGUUUUCUUUUUAGUAUUAUUAAAUUAAUGGACUGUUAUUUGAUUAAAAAUGUAUACAACUACGCCACGAUGCAAAAGACAUAUUGAAAAUAGAUGCUAUGAAGGUUUUCAAUCAAUCGUUCGAUAUAUCUCAAAUUAAUACAUGUUGCAUUUUUAUGUUAUUAUUUAUCUACUCUUUUACUGCAUAAAAAAAUAGAUGAAAUUUGUAGAGUACUAACAGUCAAGUUCUCAAAAAAUAGAUGAAAUUUUGUAGAUUUAUUAAAGAAAUAUUUAAGAGAAAAAGUUGACUAUUAAUUUUUAUUAUUAUUAAGUGGAAACAUGAUGUCUUAUCGUCAUCGUAUAGAUAAUGAUUAUUAACUUAUUUUUUAAUGCUCAUUCGACGUUUCAAUACAGUAUUUUCACGACGUUUUUAUUUAAUAUUAUUAUCGUUAUGCAGUUCAUUAUUUGUUAUUCUGACGUUUAUGAGAUAUUCUAGACAACAAACAGAAACACGUUCAAAAUUAUUCUUUGAUGGUUCAUAUCAUCUAGCAUCAGAAUCAAUAAAUGUUGAUAGAAUAAUAUUAAAAAAUGAUCAAGAUUCAAGGAAAACAUCGUAUAAGGAUGCACUCAAUGAUAGUAAUGGUAUCAUUCCUAAUUCAGUGAAACAAACUGCCCAUAUUGAAAAACUAAAUAUGAUAAAAAUAAAUAAAAUUGAAAAUCAACUUACUAGUAAUAGUACUGAUAAUAAAGAUAAAUAUUCUCAAUCAAAAAAUAUGAAAUUAUCAAAUAUAACAAUAGCCAAUAAAACUCUAGGAUUAUAUAUUCAUUUUGAUCUCAAAGGUGCAGCUCCAAAAAUCAUCUAUUUUCAAAAAUUAUUUCCAUUAUUAAAAAAAUGGGGAGCAAUUGGUAUUUGUAUAGAGUAUGAAGACGUUUUUCCAUUCGAUGGUAUAUUGAAAGAUAUUCGACAUAAACAAGCGUAUACAGUAAAUAAUAUAAAACAGAUUAAUAAAUGGGCAAGAGAAAAUGAUCUUGACGUAAUACCACUAAUACAAACAUAUGGACAUUUGGAAUUUUUACUUAAAAUUGAUAAAUUUUCUCAUUUACGUGAAAAUUUAAAAUAUCCUCAAGUUAUUACACCGUGCAUUAAUCAAACAUUUACUGUUUUGUAUACAAUGAUUGAUCAAUAUUUAAAUUUAUAUCCUAAUAUAACAUAUUUUCAUAUUGGUUGUGAUGAAGUCUAUUAUUUUCUUUCGAAUACGGCAUGUAUUGAGUUUCAAAAAGUAACGAAUAUUAGUACUCAAUAUGAAUUAUUUGCUUAUCAUGUAUCAAAUAUUGCAAAAUAUAUACAUUCUAAACGACCGACUCUACUCUUGCUUGUAUGGCAUGAUGUUUUACAAAACUUAGGACAACAUCUAUUAUCUAAAUAUAAUCUAUUAAAAUUAAUUAAUCCUGUAUUAUGGUCAUAUCGUGAAGAUGUGAAUGUUGAAGGAUUUCUUCAAGAACAACAGGCACAAAUAUUUGGACAGUUUCAAUCGAUAUGGGGUGCAAGUGCAUUCAAAGGUGCAACAAGUGAGAUUUCAACAAUAUCAGAUAUUAAACAUUAUUAUUUAAAUCAACAAUCAUGGAUUGCUCAAUUGAAUUUAUUGAUACCAAAAAUGUGGCAAAAUUUUGAUGGAAUGAUUGUGACCGGUUGGUCAAGAUAUGACCAUUUUUUAUCACUAUGUGAGUUAUUACCCUAUUCUAUACCAUCAUUAGCAUACUCUAUAACGGCAUGGAUCGAUCCGUUUAAAAAUGCAAGCUAUGAUAUUCAAUCAAAUCAAGAACUACAACAGUAUGUUGAUAAGUCACUCGGAUGUAAUACUCAUGUACACACACAAAUACAAGAAUAUUCAGAUCAACGGAGUCCACAGUGUACAUUUCCUGGAGCUGAUAUUUAUGAAGCCAUAAUUUCCUUACAAAAUAUUUGGAAACAAGUGGAACAAUCUGAACAAUUUGCUGAUAAAUUUGUUACUGAUCUCCAUUUAAAAUUUAAAUUUAUUCAUGUAAAACGAAGUGAAGAAUCGCUAGAACAAUUGAAACCUUGUUUACAAAUAUUAGAUGCAUUUCUACAAAGAUUUCAGACAGCGAUGGACAAAAUAUUUCCACCACAAGUGGCUAUCGAAUGGCUAGAAACAUAUUUUAUGCAACGUUAUAAAAAAAUAAAAAAUCGUGUCGAAUUUAUAGAAAAAGCGAUUGAAGAACAAAAAACAUGGAAACCACGACCAAUACCAGACUUAGAUAAACUAGAUAAUAAAAGACAAUAA
Messenger RNA from Didymodactylos carnosus, 2879 nucleotides. The record is from the annotation of a GenBank genome assembly. Lineage: Eukaryota; Metazoa; Rotifera; Eurotatoria; Philodinida; Philodinidae.